This is a messenger RNA of Spodoptera frugiperda (fall armyworm), 8806 nucleotides long. RefSeq names its product zinc finger protein 287 (gene jim). Lineage: Eukaryota; Metazoa; Arthropoda; Insecta; Lepidoptera; Noctuidae. Bases 436 to 2397 code for a protein of 653 amino acids. The transcript is spliced from 3 exons. The record is from RefSeq and is a predicted model, not a curated record.
CAGUCUCGCAGCAACAGCGGCGCGGACCGGCCGCAUCCAAAACGUUUCUAUUAUUUUACAUUACGUGUUUCAUUUCGCGUAGACUUUUGGACGGCGGUAGUAUGCGGCGCGAUAGUGCAACAAAUUUGUGACUUUGGACAUUUUAAAAAAAGAAUAUGGAACAUCGUGACUUUUUCGACAAAAACAAGAAUCAUUUUGACCGGAAUCAAAAAUAUUUUUCAUAACCGCAACUUUACGCAGUUCAAACUAGAUUUUUUUUUUCACUGGUUUUUCUUGCAAGUUUUUCUUUUUCGCAACAUUUUACAACAAACAAACAUACUAAGUAAUGCAGUUCAAUAAGUUUGAGUUUACGUACAUUUUGUUUUGUUUGAAACUUUAACAAGAUAGGCAACAAACUGUAUUAGCGACAGACGGGAGAAUAGAAGAGAAGAGAAGAUGGCGCUCGCAUCUUCUGUCAGCCUGUACUACUCCAUCGUGCAGAGAGCUGCUAGGCACUACUUGGAAGAUUAUUGUCACACAGACACGACAACACCGUACGUCCUCUACAAAGAUGGCGUGGAGCGAGCCCCACCAGGCACGCAGUGGGGCGGCGGAGUGCUGGACGGUGGCUACCAGCCCAUGCAACACCAGAGCCCCGGCGGGCCCUCACCACAGCCCGAGCCCCAGCUCGCGUCGCCAGCUCCAUCACCCUACCCGCCCGCGCCGCCGCCCCCAGAUCCCACCGCGGCCGCAGAGGACGCUGCCCAGCAACUCGCACAGCAGCAGGCCCAGCAACAAGCGCAACAGCAACAACAGCAACAGCAGCAGCAACAACAACAACAAACUUCUCCAGAACACAUGCAAGUGGAGCAACAGCUCCAAAGUCAACCACAACCCCAACCUCCCACUCAGGACCACUUAGACCGAACUCCAUGCUUCGUCCCGCAGCCAGAUCUGCAGCAACAAUACACGCCGUAUUUCAAAGAAGCGAGACCAGCGAGCCACAUGCUGGGUACUGGUGGCUUCCCUUUACACUACUUGAAACAAAAUGGUGGUGUGUUGUCCUUAGAAGGUCCACUAGACCAGUACGCUGCACCUGACCUGCGCCACCUGCCUGACAUCGUGCAGCCUGAGCCACCGAAGCCACGGAAACAUAACCCCAAUUCAGAGCUGCGCUUGUUCAAGUGCUUGACGUGCGGCAAAGACUUCAAGCAGAAGUCGACGUUACUGCAGCACGAGCGGAUCCACACGGACUCGCGGCCGUACGGGUGUCCCGAGUGCGGCAAGCGGUUCCGGCAGCAGUCGCACCUGACGCAGCACCUGCGCAUCCACGCGAACGAGAAGCCGUACGCCUGUGUGUACUGCCCGCGCUCGUUCCGGCAGCGCGCCAUCCUCAACCAGCACCUGCGCAUCCAUUCCGGUGAGAAGCCAUAUACGUGCGGCGAGUGCGGCAAACAUUUCCGCCAGAAGGCCAUCCUGAACCAGCACGUCCGCACACACCAAGAUGUUUCACCUCAUCUCAUCUUCAAGAAUGGAACAACUCCAACGCUGUGGCCCCAAGAUGUACCAUUCCCUGCUGACGAAAACAAAGAAGAGAUCCAGUCAACUUUCGGCGACGCAGAUGGACAGAACGGCGACCAGCGCGGCUCCUGCUUCUCACCAGGCGACACGGCGCAGUAUCCAGCUUACUUCAAAGAUACGAAAGGUCUCAAUCAUUCAGUUUUCAGCUCGGGUCUUUCUCUGCAAUAUUUGAAAGGAGGUAAGCUGCCCGACGUACUUGGAGGAAGAGCAAUGCCUCUGUACGUGCGAUGCCCAAUAUGCCAAAAGGAAUUCAAACAAAAGUCAACGCUGCUUCAACACGGGUGUAUUCACAUAGAGUCGCGCCCUUAUCCGUGUCCAGAGUGUGGCAAGCGUUUCCGACAACAAUCGCAUCUAACGCAACACUUGCGCAUCCACACCAAUGAGAAACCAUACGGCUGCGUGUACUGCCCGCGCUUCUUCCGUCAGCGAACCAUCCUCAACCAGCACCUGCGUAUCCAUACAGGCGAGAAGCCAUACAAGUGCACGCAGUGCGGUAAAGAUUUCAGACAAAAGGCCAUUCUGGACCAGCACACGCGGACGCACCAGGGUGACCGACCUUUCUGCUGCCCAAUGCCCAACUGCAGGCGGCGAUUUGCCACAGAGCCAGAAGUAAAGAAGCACAUCGACAACCACAUGAAUCCGCAUGCAGCUAAAGCGCGGCGCGCUGAUGCAUCCAAGACCCCGCGGCCCCUGCCGCCUGCAGCCGCUGUGGUGAAGCCCGAGCUGUACUUCCCGCAGUGCUACGCUCCACCGUUCCAGCAGUUCCCCGGGUCGGGGGCCGAGUUCAAGCCCGCGGUGGGGCCUGGCGCGCCAGUGGCGUGUCUCCCGGCGCAGUGACCCGCGCCACCGCCGCGGUGGCACCCGGCGCCCUCUCACGCGCACGCGCACCACGACCUCUACGCCGCCGACCGCCUGUACAACUGAGCACGCGGCGACACAAGUAUACGACCGCGCUCUGCGCGCCCACAUUACCAGUAGUCGAUGUAUCAUUAACCGGAUCGCUGUAAAACGAGCUUCGAUCUGUAAAUAACGUCCUGUUUGUACUCUAUCGGGAGUUCUGUCGCGAUGUACAAUUUCAAAGUUCAUCACGUGUAGUGUUACCGUCGAAGAAGCGAAUACAGUUAGCGUUUUUGCCCCGUAAUCGUUAAGUUACCAAGUAAGAGUUAGUUUUCUCGGUGAUUCUCGAUUCUGCUGAAAUGGUCGCAGACGCCCCGAGCAGAUCUAGCUCGGAGAUUAGGAUUUAAAACACUUCGUUGAAAUCUAAAAAUUAAGAAUUGAUCUUUUACCACAUAACAAUAUUUCGCGAUGAAUGUUUCUGGCGCGACGUUGUGCCUAAUUGUAAUAAAUACCUAUACAUAUUUUGUAGAUGUAUUAAGUUAAUUUUAUUUACGAGUAUUAAGAGAUAAAAUCUGGCAAAUUAAUGGGGUUUUAUACAGGAAUCCAUGAUGCUCAAAAUACGUUAAAAGUAACGAUAAGGAAUGAUAGGAAUUUACGAGUUAGGUGUAAAGAGAGUUGGGACACGAGUCUAACGCGGGAUGAACAUCGUGGGAGGAACACAAUCAUGAAUGCAAACCAAAAACGUAGGUUACCUGUUGCCAUCAACAUUUACUUUGUUAGUGUUACGCGCGGUUCUGUUACAUUUACAUGUGAGAUUACUGGAUGUCUGUGUAACACUAUAGGUGCCAAAUAGCGUAGUGAUUUUUAAAUUUUUUCUACCAGCUUGUAUUAUAGUUGGCCUAGUUUAGGUUGUUACCAGUUUUUUCAACGAUGUGACAAAAUGAGAUGCAUUUAAGAGGAAAGGGUCAGACUGAGAGAGGACUGUGAUAGCUAGGUAGGUUAGGUGUCUAUUUCGCUCAUUUAGCGUGUAAUCUUCGUGUGUCGAGACGAGAUCGGGAAUCGUUGUGGGCUCGAGUGACUGUUUGAAAGUUGAAAGUUUUUCCUUUACGUUUUGUGCAAGUGCAAAUUGCUUUUUAUAAUAUAUGAGUCGAUUCGAUAUGAAAAUCAUUUAUGUUCCUAAAUUUUAAUUAUCUAAAACGUUUGUUUCUGUGGCUGGCAGGACGUGGCCGGCCCCUUCUUUUGCUUGACUGAUUUGAUAACAUUAUUAGGAUGAGUGAGAUUAGUAAAAUUUACCAUAUAGGUAAAAUGUGUGAUGACGCAAAGUGCUUUGUUGUAGUUUGAUCCAAGGGACGGAGGGUACGCCAGAGUAAAUCUUAUUUCUAAUUUAGCUUAGACUAUCGAUUUUCGAAUUACCAAGCAAUUCGAUCAUUCAUCGCGAAAUAACUUAGAAUUUAGGAAGAAUAAAAUAUUAUAUGAAUUUGUAACAUUGCUGGAGUAUGCUGGCGGUGCGUAUGAGUCUCAAACAUUACCGCAUUCACGUCGUUUCCGUAGACAAAAUGAUGCAGCUCAAACCGAUUGUAUACGUGGAUAUGUAGGAUUCAUACUGAGCGAGGACACGGAUAUAUUUAAUAUAUCUGGCAAAAAUCAAAAUUCAUAAAAAUCAAAAGAUGGUCAGGCCCAGACACUGUACGAGUCUCCCAGACUAUAAACUACGAGCGACGCCAGGAUAUUCCAGCAAACUUUUUAACGUUUUACUAUCUCUGUUUGUACGUAUAGACAACUUAUAUAGCUUAUUUUACUAUAUUAUCGUGAUGGUUUCGUUUUCCUACCGCAUAAUAUGAACUGUUAAUUAACUAUAGGUGUAAUAGUAAGGUGGAUGCGUGGGAGUCACAUAACCAAUUUAUUAUUUGUCACUACGAAGUGAUCGAUGCAAUAUUAUUAUUUAGUGGGUUUAUUGUGUGUUGAUUUUACGACAAAUUUAUCGCAUUGGGCAAUUAUGAAAAUUAAUCGGUCUGUUAGUUGUGAACGACGGCGCCGGCGCAGACUAAUGUAAUACUGUUAACGAACCAAACGAUCUUGUAUACGAUUUUAAUCGAUUCCAAAUCGAGUAGCACACUUGCGAUAGCCUUAGAUCACCAGUAUCGAUGAAGCGGUAUACCGCCACGUGCACCGUUCACAACUGACGCCAAACCUAGCAUUUUAUUUUCCAUUUUGAUUUUCCUAUCAAACUUUCGGAGGUUUACAAUCAAAAACAUCGUUAUCGAAGAAAAUUAGAAACAUUUAUCUUCCGUGACUAACGUUUUCCACAUUGUUCACAUGUGAUCCUCCUAGAGGGCAGCACCGCGCCGCCCCCGCCUCCCAACACAAUAGCAUAGGAUUCAGUUCUGUUAUAGUUUAUACGACACACGAGCAGCCUUAUACAAUAAUAGUUGAUAAGUAUUUUUAUACAAUGAAAGAUAUAUUUGUUCCAUAUUGGGCGGGGGUGGCGCGUCGCACCCUAGUACAAAGUUUGAAUACAAACAUACAACACAGUGCCAUAGCCGAGAAAUAACCUCAGAUUUAUACUUAUUAGAUUUUUAUACCAAUACAAAUGGAUUUAAUUUUUAAAUAUGAAACAAGAAGUGAUUAAGUAUACAGAGAUUACAGAUGAUAUUUUAUACAUUUAUUACAUACAAUAUUAUUAAAAAGGUAAAUGUGAAAUAGUCUUAAAGUUAGUGUUGUAUGCAACGUGCUAAGUACCUAAGUAAGUACAGUUGUGUUACUUAUACCGGAGUUGUGGAAAAUUGAUCCGAAACGCUAUAUAUCCAUUUUGCACAACUUUUAAAAUCUUCAAAUGCACGUUGGUUUUCAGAAAUUUUUAAUUUUCUCCUUACUACUUACAUACAUUCAGUGUGGUUAUUGUAAAUACAUAUCAUUGGGAAUUUUUGAGGCAGUGUUGCAACACAAGAAAAUAAUUUUGGUUUUUAUUGAAACCGGAAUGUUGCAGACAAAAAUGUAAGCCAACAAAUAUCGGAACAUCGAUUUCAAUUGAUGAUUUGACACAGGAUGAUUUAGUCAUUUGGAUGGAAUUACUAUAGUAAACAUGUCCCAGGCUGUUCUGUUUGUAUUGCUCACUGUUUUGUUAAGUUUUGCUCAAUUACACGUGUAUGUAUACCUAUAAAGUUAAUCUUAUUAGUUUGUAUUGUGUACGAAAUGAUUUUGUAAAAUAUUAUUUUGAGAGCACGGUUUUGCUUUCUUAUGAAACUAUUUUUAAGUGCUGAAAAGUUUCGACUGUACGCAGUCCCAGUAAGAUUUCAAUUUGAACAUUAAAAUUGGCAAAUCUUGUAGUUCACAAUAUAUAAACCAUAGUAAACAGUGUCAAGCCGUGUAUAAACGUGCCGUCCAGUUCUGAUCGGAUAUCCAUAUAAUACAGUAUGUACCUAACUUGGAUUAUGUUCCCCGCUCAUUUCAUAACAUUAAUUAGGUUUCAAGCAUGUUCCUAACCUUUAUUGAUACGUAAUAUUUAUUUAUACAGUACCUACACACAUUUCUUACCGACUACCCAUAGGAUAGGAGUUAGAUUCAGUAAAUCAUUUGCCAAUUCUUGUCUAACAAACAUUUCCUUCGAUGGAAUCAAAUUCCAAUAUCUACAAGUUUAUAUCCAUUACUGUCAUACUCAGACAUUUAAUGAUUACUUAAACUGUUCCUUAGUAACGAUAACAAUUGUUAAGGGCUGGGUUAAGUAACCAUUAAGUGACUCUGAGUACGACAGUGAGACUCUCGGAGCCAAGACCUUCGAUAGCAAAGUACCUAAUGCAAUUUUACCCAUUCAUAGCUAAACAACAACCAUCUUCGUAUUUUACUCAAUAUCAAUAUGCCUACUUAAUUUUGUAUAUUUUUAAGUUGUUAAAAAUAAUAAAAGGAGAGAAUAAGAUUGCAUUGUAAAAGAAUACUUUGCAUAUAACAUAAUAAUUAUCAGGAUAACGUCAAUUGUAUUAAAUACAAUUAAAAAAGCGAUGUAAGUGUGACUGUAACAUUGCAGAGUUUGAUGAAACAAUUAAUUAAUUUAGUUUUUAACUUUUAACAGAGAACUUACACUAACUGCCGUACUCAGAGACAUUUAAUGAUUACUUAAACUAUUCUUUAGUAACGAUUUUGUAUCGAAAACAAUUGCUAGGUUAAGUAACCAUUAAAUGACUCUGAGUACGGCGGUAAUUCCUUUCGUUUAAUGCAUUUAUUUGUGAUCUCACGGUGAAAUUGUACGGUCUUACGUAUAUGUUGAAAUUGGCGAAUGCAAGUCGACCUACCAGUUCAUUUUCUAAUGAGUAACAAACACAUAUCCACAUUAUGCAUUAAUUUAAAACUUGCACCAAGCAAUAUAUUAUAAGUUAUCGUGUAUUCAACAUUACCAUUUAAUUUUAUUAUACAAAACCAAGUUCCCAUACAUUUGUACAUUAUACACAUAGGAUACUUUUAUGGUUUGGUCGCAAUUAAACUGAAUACUGUACCUACAUUUAUCAGGUACCAGUUUAUGUCAGUGUAAUAUGUUAAAUGAGCUUAGUGUAACAGUUUUUGUUUUAUACUGAAGUUGGCUACGAAUUAUUUCAACGUCUUCCAUUUACAGCGUAGUAUACAGUAUAAAUAUGGCGUUUUUAAUUUGUGACAGUACUUUAAGUUUUUUUUUUAUAUAAAUUUUGGGUUCAUACAUUAACGACUGCCAUGUUGAACGGUACCAGAAUAUGUUGACAAACAGCCCUAAUGUGUGAACCCGAUAAGUGUUAUUCGCAUUAUUGUAUAGUUUAUACAUAAAAUCGUAUCACUGCAACUAGUGCAGUACCAGUGCAAUACACUUGAUUCUUUUGGCGAUAUUAUUAUUGUAUAAUUUAUUUUAUAAAUGACUUAUUUUAAAAAUAGUUAUUAGUGUUAAUACGAAUAAUUGGUAGCCAACAUAAACAUGGCCUAUAAUGAUAAUUUGAUAAAGUUAGUAUACACGUAGCAUUGUACCCACUGCCACUCGCCAACCGCUGUCGGAAACAAUAACGAUACAAAGUAAUAAUUUUUUAUCACAAUAGAGACUUGUUGAACCAGUUCCACAGUAAAAUAAGUGUUGUUGAAUUUUUUAAUAAAAAUAUGGACAUAUUUAGAUUAAUGAUCUUGUAGUCUGGAUUGAGUUUUUUACAGAUUUUAUUAAAUGCAAAGUUUUCAAGUAUAAUAAAUGAUGAAGCUACGUCGCCUACGCAGCUUAUUUUUGCUACAAAACUUAUUUUAAGCCAUACAAUAACAGUUUUAAAUAAUAGUACAAUACAUAUACAGAUUAUACAAUUAUAUACAAUAGACAUAUACAAUAAAGCGGUGAUAUUAUACAUAUUUUAUUUACAAGCGUUGUAGGCGGCGUACCUUGAGGCAUAAGUUCGUUUCAUUAAUGGGUGCUGUUAUAUCAUUAAUUGUACAUAUUUAUUGUAAUAUACAAUAGUCUGGUAAUUUUACACUGUUGUUAGGUUUCUACAGAGUUAUCCUUGAGGCUGUUCCAUUACUGAUUAAAUAAAUACAUAAUAUAUUAUUUACUCAAACAAUAUUUAUAACAGAUUUCCGUAAGUUACUGGAUUGAUUGUUUUUCUAAUGUUAUAGCAAUAGAGGUUCAUAUAAUGACAGUGAAAUAAACAUAUAUUUAUAUACAAUAAGAUGGUCUGAUGGAUCAGUAUGGAACAGUCUCAGUCCAUAUGUUACAAUAGAGUAUAUUUUCGUACAUACCUACAGAGCCGAUAGUAGACUAUAUGAAAUUCAUUUUAGACAAUCCCAGAAUACAAGAUCGAACUUUUUACACACAACAGUAACAACAGACUUCAGUUUAUUUAAUAUAGCAUUAUUACAUAUUUUGUGUUUCGAUGAAAACAGUUGGUUGCGAUAUGGUCACAAAAUCCAGGCGAAAAAAAUUGUAACGUUGGCAUUUGUCGAAAAUAAUGAAAAAAAAAACGGUAUUAUUACGAAAAAAAAAAUUGUAAAUAUAUUUUCUAGUUCUUCCAAAAUGAAUAAUAUCAGUAUUAAAUACAAAAUUCAACUUUGGUUAGGUCAAAAGUGUAAUUGUGUGAUCUAUAGUGAAUUUUAGGAUUUUUCUUCAUAUUAUAUAACUUUUAAAGGAUAUUUUUAAUUAUUUUUUAGUUAAGUACAUUAUUUUUUCUUUUUUUUCUUUAGAUUGUAUUUUAAUUGAAUUUUAAUGAUCUUGCCUAGAAUUGCAUUUACGUUAGUUACUUUAUAAUACGUUUGAAGUUGAUACCAUCGUAUUUAUGUAUAUUAUUAUUAUUGUAUUAAGGGUUUUGUUUGUUUUUUUGUCAUUAAUAGAAGUAAAAUGUUGUAAAAAGUAAGCUCGUUGUAUUUUAUCAAAUAAACACUUUUUAGUCCAACUGAAGCAAUACGUUGCAGUUUUAUUUCA